CGGCGUGCUCAUCCCAAUGGCUUACCCACCCUGCCCUGUGGUCACCCAGCCAUCGGCCGUCGGCCGGUGCUGCCCAUCUCCGUACAGAGACUGGAAGACGGAUCUCUUGGACUGCUACGCUGACAAGGGGAUCUGUCUCUGCGGAAUCUUCCUCCCCUGCCUCUUGGCUUGCAAGGUGGGUGUGGAGUACGGCGAGUGCUUUUGCGUCCCGUUCAUCCCGGGGGCGCUGGUGGCCAUGCGGACGGGCCUGCGGGAACAACUGCGCAUCAAGGGCUGCGUCUGCUUCGACUUGUUCGCCUUCUGCUGCUGCUGCCCCUGCGCCCUUUGCCAGAUGGCCCGGGAGCUGAAGAGCCCCUGCUAGCCUGUUUCCGCGCCUUCCCCUCCACUUACCCGGCUGUUCCCAACACCCAGAUGCUGUGGGAUGAACUGGGCCCACUCGGUGCCUCUCCCAGAGCUUUGCGGCUGAUAUGGGGCCUGGCUAGAUAUCCUUGCCGCGUGGGGAUCUAGGAACUGCAGCCCAAGAGGACGCUGAAGGGACCAUUUUUCUUUGGACUGGCGCAGAUCUCCUCUCCCUGUCUCCCCGCACUUCUUAGUUGCUGCUUCACCGAUGAGCGAAGCCCAAACCUCCUUUUGAAACUGGUAAGAGCGGGUUGCAUUAGCAGCCUCUCCCCGGUAAUAACUAUGCUAGGAGGCAGAUGAAAGGAGAGAAGGGGAAAUGAGCCGUCCACCUCUGAUUCGACUGCGGGGCUCCUCGCUGCCACCUCCGAGGGCGGGGUGACGGAGCCGCUUCCAAAAGGGCAGAUCACCCAGCGCCGGGACGUAAACAGCCUUGGGGGAGCGGGAGGGUGAGGAACAAUUUGCCAGAAGCUGAGCAAAAAUGGAUGGGCUGGUUUAUCUCGGUGGAAUCCGGCGCCGAAGCUUUUCCUGGACGGCAGCGCUCGAGGCGACAGGUGCGAUGGCUUCCGAAAACAAAACUCUCACGGAGUGAAGGACCGCGUCAGCAAGGAGGCGAGCUCCUGGGAUGCUGCCCUUGGUUUAUUUGUUAUCUUUCGUAAGGGAGCUCUCAAAGUCUGAUCUGGCACGAGCUGAGCUGACGUGGCGCAAUCCAGGAAGAGCUUGGCUUGUUGACACGAGGAACACAAAAAUGACAAGACGGCUUUCUUGAUUACC
Messenger RNA from Heteronotia binoei (common prickly gecko), 1170 nucleotides. RefSeq names its product cornifelin homolog A-like. The coding region runs from base 17 to 361 and encodes 114 amino acids. The record is from RefSeq and is a predicted model, not a curated record. NCBI's taxonomy places the organism in Eukaryota, Metazoa, Chordata, Lepidosauria, Squamata, Gekkonidae. Gene Ontology annotation, cellular component: cornified envelope. The transcript has 3 exons.